CUUCACUGCGCCACCCCCUCUCCCCUUUUUUGUCUCGGUCUUUGUUUCUGUUCUUUCAUUCAAUCAAGCAGUCCAUCGUGGAACUCUCCAAUGGGGGACACAACUCCUCCCAACAUAACCCAUCAUGGAGGACUCAUCGGGCUCAUUUUCCUUUGGCAUCUCGCCCCUUAAAGAUUCCGAUUUCUGUGUUGAUAACAUUCUCACUACGACCACCUCUUCCACUAAUCCCAGCACGAAUAUCAACACCCCCAGCAGUGGCAGUGUCGGUUUUGGAGGAGAAGGCAGCAGAGGAGGCAGAUCAGGAGGGUCAGGAGGCAUCAAUGACAGUAGAAGUGGGAGCUCGGAAUGGUCUUGGGAAAUCGCAAGCAAUCCCCCGACAGUACCCACGGGCCUGCAACCUACUACUACGGCCUUCUACCCUCCAUCUAAUUAUAUUAUACAACCACAAUCACAACCAUCAUCAUCUGCUGCUGCUGCUGCUGCUGCUCGGCCCCCCACCUACAGGUUCUUCGAACGUCCUCAACAGCAAACUACCUCUCGAUCUCGACGAUCCCGUCCCGUAGCGCAAUACCAAUCUUCCUCCUCUUCCCGUGAUAUCACCGUCGCCGGCCCGUCGAGAGCACCGACUCAAGUAGCCGGCAAGGUAGCUAUCCCCCGCCACACCCACGUCGGCAAUCGCGUUACGCGGCAUCGGUCCCAGCGGGCCUGUGAACCUUGUCGCCAGCGGAAAGUCAAGUGUGCCGGGAACAAGCCCGUAUGUCGACAGUGCGCGGACCACAAUGUGACCUGCACGUAUGUGGAGGUGAAGCGGGUACGCGAUCAGAAGCGUCUGGGCUCGUUGUCCAACAAGGUGGAUCUGUACGAGCAGCUGUUGCGGGAAAUGCAUUUGGAAGCCGACGAGCCGACGGCCCGGCGGAUCCGGAGGGCUUUAAGGGCACGGGUCAUUGAUGGGGAAACGGUGGAGAUGGAUACUGGGUCCGACACCGAGUCCGAUGACUCGUCUGUGGGGUCGCUCGAUGAGUUGGAUAUGGUGGAUGAGGAUUUGAACCGUAAUGACCGGGCCGUCGCGACGGGUUUCUUCGGGAAGAAUUCCGAAGUGUCCUGGUUGCAGAAGCUGGAGGAUGAAGCGGAGCUGCGCAGUCAACAGGUUGAGGAACUUAAUGAGGCCGCGGCUGACAGCAAAAGCCGUGCUAAGGGUAAGCAGAAGGAGAUGCAGCAUCUCCUCAUGGUUCCGCAGGCGGCACGGAAACAGGAUACGCCCAUGGCGGCGACGAACUACUACCUCGAUGACCUUGCUAUCCCCGCGAUGUCUGAUGUCGACCCCUAUACAUUGCCGCCCAAGGACGUGGCGAACCGCCUCUUCAGGUGCUAUAUGGAGACUGUGCAUCCGUCCUUCAAUGUCGUCAGCAAGAUGUUCUUCGCGUCGCAGUACAAACACUUUGUCAUCCAGGGUAAUCGACAGAUCGAGCCGGGCGACCGCUGGCGAGCAAUUCUGAACAUGAUCUUUGCCAUUGGGAGCCGCUACUGUCAAUUGGCGUACGGGGAGACCGGGGCUGACUAUGAUGAUGUGGCGUACCUGAAUCGGGCACGCAAGCUGACACUGGGCGAGAAUAUCAUCUUCGAGCAUGCCAAUCUCCAGCAGAUCCAGGCGGAGUUCUUGGUGGCGUUCUACUUUUUGUCCAUGUGCCAGGUCAACCGAUCCUUCAAGUUCUCGAGCAUGGCCUUUCGGUCAGCCGUCUCGCUGGGGAUUAAUCUCCGCCUCGAAAAUCCUGAGACGUCCCGGGCUGCCAAAGAAGCCCGCACUCGUCUUUGGUGGUCGAUCUAUCUCUUCGAGCACCUGUUGACGGCCAUCACAGGCCGAGUCUCCUGCGUCGGGGAGAGUCUCAGUGCGACACCACUGCCCAUCCCGUUCGAGGAGGAGGCCUGGAAUAAUCCGGAAGUUCGUCCCAUACUGGAGGAUCCGAUUCUCCGGACGAGUCGUCUCAAACUCACUCUCCUUCAAUCGGAUAAAGAAGCAACGGUUUCCGCAUCCUGGCUCGCAAGCUGUGCGCCCAGCCCCUCCCUCUACUUCCACCUCCUCGUAGAUCUCUGCAGCAUCACGCAAGCCAUCAUCAACAAAGUAUACAGUAUCCAAGGCCUGCGCGACCGCGCCAGCCAGGUUGAACAACGCAUCCGCAAAUUGGAUGUCAUUCUGAAGAUCUGGCUCGGGAAAGUUCCUUCGCCCUACCAGUUCACACCUGGGGACCAGGAUGAUAGUUUCCAUGUUCCUCCAGCCUUCCGCAACCAAUACACGCGCGAGCGCACUUCUCUCGCGAUCAGCUAUUACAGCGCCCGCAUCACACUCUGUCGGCCCUGUCUCACCCGCUCCGGUCUCAAAUCGGGGUCGAUGUCCCUCAAGGAGCCUCCGAAUCCUCCGGCUCCAGCCUCAUCCACCGAUCCCAAUAACAACUCUGCGGGACGAGGUGAGUUUCGGAACGAGAUGGCCCGCAUCUGUGUGCGCUCUGCCUGCUCGUUGCUGUCUGUCCUGCCCGACACUCCCGAUCUCCCCUGGUUGACCUCGGUGACCCCGUGGUGGUGCAUCCUGCACUAUAUCAUGCAGGCCACGACGGCGAUCCUCCUCCACCUCUCCUGCUGGCCGCCGGUCCUACCGUCCACGGGCGGGCAGGCCUUCAUCGACACGACAGCCAGCUCUAGCUCCAGCUCCAACCACCAGCCGCCCACGGGCCUAACCGACAUGCGCACCAUGACCCACCAGAUGAAGAAGGGCCUCCGCUGGCUUCACCACCUAUCCUUCACCCAGACCGCCGCGCGCCGCGCAUUCCGACAAUGCCACGGCGUCGUGCGCCGAAUCGCCCCGAGCAUCGGCAUCGAUAUUAGCGAUAUCCCAGACGGGAGCGACCUCCCUGUCGAGGAGGAAUCCUCGGACCCCUUCGCCGAACAGGACGAGGAGGGCCCCAAGGCGGCCGGGAAGGCGGAGGCAGCGGCGGAGGAGGAAGAUGAGGAUGAUGAUUCGGACUCGAACAACAUGCGAGUCGAUACGCCCACGCACUUCGGUGCGGAUGGGGAUGAUUUUCCGAUGGAGAACCCGGCGAUGGAGUAGACGUGGGCCCAGUCUACCUGUGUAAAUAGAUGUGUCGGUUGUGUUGGUUUUAACGUCUGUAUGUAUUUUAGUUUCGGGAUUCUUAUUCUGUACCUUAUAUCAAUAGCGAUAUUGUCUUUUUUGAUGGUGCGGCGCUGUUCGGGGUUUAGAUUGAGUAGCGUCAGACUGCUUGGUUGAUAAAUGAUGCUGUCGUCCUGCUUUGCUUCAACCUGCUUUAAUAUGUACUCGUUGUGACUCUGUAUGAAAUGAGGGAUGGGUGGAUAUAGG
Aspergillus homomorphus CBS 101889 is the source of this 3367-nucleotide messenger RNA. RefSeq lists its product as uncharacterized. Gene Ontology annotation, molecular function: DNA-binding transcription factor activity, RNA polymerase II-specific; zinc ion binding; DNA binding. The transcript is spliced from 3 exons. The record is from RefSeq and is a predicted model, not a curated record. Bases 125 to 3100 code for a protein of 991 amino acids. Gene Ontology annotation, biological process: DNA-templated transcription; regulation of DNA-templated transcription. Lineage: Eukaryota; Fungi; Ascomycota; Eurotiomycetes; Eurotiales; Aspergillaceae.